UUUCUCCUAUCCACGACAACACGCCCCUACUGUUCAGUCUAUUCUAAACCUAUCAAAAUUCAAAAGUUUCGUUAUUGGUCUUGUUUCUCUUCCUGCCUCUGGCUUUGUGUCUAGGAGUGUCCUUCUACCUCUUCCAACCCAGUUCACAGAGAUUAAGAAUCACAACAUAAGCAUCUAAUUGGUAUCUUCAAGGAACAUAUUUAUGAUGUAUAUAUGUUGUGAUUUUGGAGGUCUUUGCAACAGUGACUGCAACCGCAAUUUAAGACCUUGACAUGGGUAUUUCCAAGAUGAGUAUUUUGAAGUGUCUGGGGGAGCCCAGGAAUAAGCUUUUUGCUGCCAGAAAGUAUCUUGAAGGACUGGGUUUUUCCUCUUUUCACACAGCUUCAAAAUCCUCUGUGGAGCUUCACUCACAAGAAGAGGAAGUAGUGAUUGCUUUGGGAAGUAAUGUAGGUGACAGGCUGCAUAACUUCAAGGAAGCCCUGAAAUUGAUGAGGAACUCAGGCAUUAACAUCACAAGACAUGCUUGCUUGUAUGAGACAGCACCAGCAUAUGUUACUGAUCAACCUCGCUUUAUCAACUCAGCAGUUAGAGCUGUUACUAAACUCGGUCCACAUGAACUAUUGUCUGCACUCAAAAAAAUUGAGAAGGACUUGGGCCGUACAGGUGGUAUACGGUAUGGUCCAAGGCCAAUUGACUUAGACAUUUUAUUCUAUGGUAAAUAUAAAGUCAGAUCUGAUAUCCUCACUAUACCUCAUGAAAGAAUUUGGGAAAGGCCAUUUGUGAUGGCUCCCUUGAUGGACUUAUUGGGAUCAGCUAUUGACAGUGACACAGUUGCUUCCUGGCAUUCAUUUUCAGGCCAUUCUCGUGGACUCACUGGAUUAUGGGAAGAUUUAGGGAGUGAAUCCCUUAUUGGAGAGUUUGGAAAGGAAGGAAUGUAUAGGGUAAUGCCUGUUGCAAAUGGCUUACUUGACUGGUCGCGGAGAACUUCCGUCAUGGGGAUCCUUAAUGUGACUCCAGAUAGUUUUAGUGAUGGGGGAAAUUUCAAGUCUGUGGAGUCUGCUGUUUAUCAGGUUCGGUUAAUGAUUUCAGAAGGAGCAGAUAUGAUUGAUAUCGGGGCUCAGUCUACUCGGCCAACGGCCUCUAGGAUCUCUGCUGCAGAAGAAUUAGGUAGAUUAAUCCCUGUCCUGGAAGCUGUAGUGUCAAUGCCUGAGGUAGAAGGAAAGCUCAUUUCUGUGGAUACUUUCUACUCUGAAGUUGCUUCAGAAGCAGUGAGUAAAGGGGCUCAUCUUAUAAAUGAUGUAUCUGCUGGACAGUUGGAUAGUAACAUGUUUAAAGUCAUGGCUGAUCUUGAUGUUCCUUAUGUUGCAAUGCACAUGAGGGGGGACCCAUCUACAAUGCAGAAUAGUGAAAAUCUGAAAUAUGGUAAUGUUUGUAAAGAGAUAUCAUCAGAGCUAUACUCGCGGGUUAGAGAGGCAGAGAUGUUAGGAAUCCCAGCAUGGAGGAUUAUGAUUGACCCUGGCAUUGGAUUCUCAAAGAAAACUGAACACAAUUUAGACAUUCUCAUGGGACUACCUGAUAUCAGAGAAGAGAUUGCCACAAGAAGUUUGGCCAUCUCUCAUGCUCCCAUGCUUAUUGGACCCUCAAGAAAGAGAUUUUUAGGUGAAAUUUGCUCUCGUCCCGACGCAGCCAAGAGGGAUCCUUCUACCAUUGCUUCAGUCACAGCUGGUGUUUUGGGAGGGGCUAAUAUUGUUAGGGUGCAUAAUGUCAAAGAUAAUCUAGAUGCUGUGAAGGUUUGUGAUGCAAUCCUAAGACAGAAAAGUUCUCACUUGAAAUCUAGACAUUAGCAUAUCUGCUGAUGAUGUUAAUUGUCUGUCCACCUCUGGGUAUUUGGAUUUAUGCAGCAACAACUCUGCUAGUGUUGUUGUUUGCUAUGUUGCUCAUACUCCAAGGUCAUAUGUAGAACACCACAAUGCUGCCAAAGCCGGAACAAAGAAGCAUUAAGUACAAUGUAGCAUUCAAUAAUCAUCAUACUAUUGUUCGAUUCUCAAUUUUGUCUAUCUUGUAUUUAUUUCAUUCCUUAACAUGUGUUUGAUUCACGGAUUUUAUUUCAACCCCAUCACUUGUAACUUAUUGAUUCACAAAUGUGUGUUUU
This is a messenger RNA of Glycine soja, 2152 nucleotides long. RefSeq names its product folate synthesis bifunctional protein, mitochondrial-like. The record is from RefSeq and is a predicted model, not a curated record. Lineage: Eukaryota; Viridiplantae; Streptophyta; Magnoliopsida; Fabales; Fabaceae. Gene Ontology annotation, molecular function: 2-amino-4-hydroxy-6-hydroxymethyldihydropteridine diphosphokinase activity; dihydropteroate synthase activity. Gene Ontology annotation, biological process: tetrahydrofolate biosynthetic process. The transcript has 4 exons. Bases 273 to 1844 code for a protein of 523 amino acids.